GGAUUGGACUGCCUGAGAGGAUGGGCAUAUAAAAGUGUUAUUCUCGUCCGACUCCUUUGACCAAUAUUCUCACUACCUCGCUAAAUCUCUGCAGCGGAAAGAGAGACGAAGAAGCCCACCCCAAAUCUGCGACCAUGCAUGACACCCACUACAUAGAGCUGAGAUUGAUUCUCUUGGCUCUUCUCUGCGUGACGGCCCACGCUCACUCCUGGGUCGAAGAACUAAUGGUCAUUGCGCCGAAUGGGACCUUUGUCGGAUCUCCAGGUUAUGCACGUGGGAAUGCUCUCCGAACAGAUCCCGGGUUUAGCGACGUCCUCAUGACUUAUUUGGUACCGCCGGACGGUAGACAAAAUUCUAGCUUAAUACUUCCGUCGGAUCAUCUGUGCAAGAGUAGCCAGCAAAACCCUGUGCAGACUAGAGGGAGCCCAAGAUUACAGGCGAGCGCAGGCGCCGCCAUCGCUCUUCGCUUCCAGGAGAACGGCCAUGUAACCCUACCUCAAAAUCAGAUAGGAAAACCGCAAAAUCGCGGAACAAUAUACGUCUACGGGACGACAGAACCAAAAGAGGAUGAGAAGAUGCUAGACGUUCAUAAGGUGUGGAAUGUGAAUGGAACCGGUGGCGAUAGGAGGGGCGUGCUUUUAGCGAAACGGAACUUCGAUGAUGGCCGUUGCUACCAGAUCAAUACUGGUAGUAUUUCGGAGACUCGACAAGCCAAGUAUCCGCACAUUGCAGACCAGUUAAUGGGGGCUGAUUUGUGGUGUCAAGCAGACGUUGCAAUCCCAUAUGAUGCGCCCUCCGGCAAACCGUAUACGCUCUACUGGGUUUGGGACUGGCCAACCGCGGCUGGGGCGGAUCCUGCGCUCCCCAACGGCAAACAAGAAAUCUAUACGACCUGUAUGGAUGUGGAUGUGGUUGAUCGCCCGAAAGGCCGUAUUGGGGUUAAGGAAGGGUAUAUGGGAACCCAGUCUUUGAACAGUGCUUCGAUCCCGGAUCAGUUUGCAGAGAUUUUUGGUCAUGGAGAGGAGGAGGACGAGGAGGAGGAUCCUUCUCCUGUAUCUGGUACUCCGUCAAGUACUUCAGUUGCGGCUCUGCCUGUAACUCCUGUGUCCAAGUCACCCGUGUCUGGCGAAACAGUUACAGUUACUUCAUUUGUUACGUCGGUGAAGGUCAUCCAUCCGACUGGUUGCGUCUGAGAUGAUCUCAGCAUUAUCACAAGUUCUCUGCAUUGAGAGAGAGAGAGAGAAAGUUCCCUUACAUAGCACCGUUUGUACAGUCUCCUGGAAAUGUGCUACUGUAUAUGUGUUAUAGCCAGGCCGGCCUAGCUGACACCAAGCACUCUCCUUUCCGAGUCAUUGUGUUGAGAUUAAAUAACUAUCUGUAUUCAAUGUCGUUUGUGAUAACAUGCCCUGUAACGCCAAAAAGAAGAAAAAAAAAACGAAUCAAAAGCAUGAAACUAUCAAGGCCAA
Aspergillus ochraceoroseus IBT 24754 is the source of this 1466-nucleotide messenger RNA. RefSeq lists its product as uncharacterized. The coding region runs from base 135 to 1193 and encodes 352 amino acids. The record is from RefSeq and is a predicted model, not a curated record. The transcript has 2 exons. Lineage: Eukaryota; Fungi; Ascomycota; Eurotiomycetes; Eurotiales; Aspergillaceae.